Messenger RNA from Drosophila willistoni, 1866 nucleotides. Its product is annotated as fatty-acid amide hydrolase 2-B. The coding region runs from base 130 to 1734 and encodes 534 amino acids. The transcript has 6 exons. NCBI's taxonomy places the organism in Eukaryota, Metazoa, Arthropoda, Insecta, Diptera, Drosophilidae. The record is from RefSeq and is a predicted model, not a curated record.
CGACUUGAAGGUAUUCACAGGUGACAAAACUAAGCUUGUCCACACGGGCAAAUACUCAAGAACCUUCCAUCAAAUUGAUUUGAAUUCACUUGGCCUUUUGCUGACCCGCGAACCAUUUCAAUCGUCAUAAUGGAGAUAAUCACACGUCUGUUUGCCUUCGUACUGAAUGGCCUUGGUAUAAUUGUGAACAAACUGUUGGAUUUACUCCAAUCACGUAAGAAACCCACUUAUCCCGGUAUCAGAAAUCCCCUGCUAACGAAAUCUGUCAUCGAGCUAUCCACGGAAUUGCGUCGAGGUGUGAUAAGUUCUGUGGAUUUGGUUGAAGCUUAUAUAGCACGUGUACGUGAGGUUAAUCCAUCGCUAAAUGCUGUCAUCGAGGAACGUUUCGAUGCAGCUCUAAAGGAUGCCAAAUUGGCGGAUGACUUAAUAGCCAGGGCUUCUAGCCAAUACGAUAGAGUGGCUCUCUAUACACGUUAUCCCAUUUUGGGUAUACCUUUUACCGUUAAGGAAUCAUGCUCAGUCAAAGGCUUAUCUUAUACAGUGGGUAGCGUGAUACGUAAGAAUAUGAAGGCACCCAAAGAUGGGGAUGUGGUUGAGCUUCUACGAGCGGCUGGUGGCAUACCCCUAUUGGUAUCGUCUAAUCCUGAAUUUUGCAUGAGCUUCGAGACAAACUCAGUGCUCCAUGGCCGAUGUGUUAAUCCCUAUGAUUUGAAUCGAACAUCAGCUGGCUCAUCGGGCGGUGAGGCCGCUUUAAAUGGCAGUGGAGCAUCUCCGUUUGGUGUGGGUUCUGAUAUCAGUGGCUCGAUACGUUUGCCGUCGAUGUUCUGUGGCGUCUUUGGGCACAAGCCGACGGGUGGUCUUACCUCGGUUAAGGGACACUUUCCCUACUCCAGCAUCGAUGAGAAUUUCAAUUCAUUGCUGCAAAUAGGACCCAUAACAAGAUUUGCUCGAGAUUUGCCCUUGCUGCUGGAGAUUAUGGCUGGUGGGAAUAAAGAGAAACUAAAAAUGGAGGAGCCCCUGGAAUUAAAGGAUAUUAAGAUCUACUAUGCCUACGGUUAUUCGCGGUUCAAUUACAUAACACAUCCCAGUGUAGAUUUUGAUAUAAAAAUGUCUAUUACCAAGGCGGUAAAGUGCUUCGAAAAGGCCGGACUACAGACCAAAGAGUUGGAUCUUCAAUUUCUAAGCAACUCCUUUGAGUUGGCUUUGGUGGGUCUUUUGGAUUUAAAGGGUCUGCCCAGUGUUGUGACCCAGCAAGCACAUCGUCAACCCUCCAUGCGUUUGCUGAUCAUUGAGCAAUUCAAUAGCAUUAUUGGACAUUCCCUGUUCACCAAAGAGUCCAUCUUUUUGGAAUUGAUGCAACGUCUAAAUGCUUUAAUGGCCACGGGAAAUAUGCAGCAAUAUCGCGAAGAGACAAAACAGAUUAAAGAGCACAUGAUUAACCUCUUGGGUGAAAAUGGUGUCCUCUUUAUGCCAACUUUCCAUACGAGUGCUCUAUGUUUUAAUACUUCACUGGUCAAUGUCCCCGGAAUGGAUAGUCUGGUACUGUUUAAUAUACUUGGCCUGCCGGCGACUCAUGUGACCAUGGGUUUGAAUAGUCGUGGCAUGCCCAUUGGUUUCCAGGUGAUAGCUGCUCCAUUUAAGGAUAAAUUGUGCCUUAAGAUUGCCAUGGAACUGGAAGGAGCAUUCAAUGGUUGGGUCCCACCGGUGCCGCAUCAGUUUACACCAACCAAAUAGAGUCGAUUAUAAUGUUUGGGUUAGUUUUUUUAGUUAAGGUUUCUGGUUGGUUAUGAAAAUUCGUUGUUUUUUUUUCCCCCCUUUCCUUUUAGUUGUUUUAAAUAUAUGUACUACUAUACGUUUGUCGAUUGA